AUGGCUCCUCGCGGAGAUGGAUCAGAUGACAGGGAGAAAUCUGAGGUUGCUCAAUCGGAGAGUCGUCGACCCAUCUCCACAGUCGUCUUCGUCAUCGCUAUGCAAGCGGAGGCUCUACCUUUGGUCAACAAGUUCGGGCUCUCAGAAACUACUGAUUCGCCGCUUGGUAAAGGAUUGCCCUGGGUUCUGUAUUAUGGAGUGCAUAAAGAGCUUCAAAUCAAUGUAGUUUGCCCCGGAAGAGAUGCUGCUUUAGGGAUCGAUAGUGUUGGAACUGUUCCAGCUUCUCUCAUUACCUUUGCUUCUAUCCAAGCUCUUAAACCUGACAUUAUUAUCAAUGCCGGAACCUGCGGUGGCUUUAAGGUUAAAGGAGCCAACAUAGGCGAUGUGUUCCUUGUCUCUGAUGUUGUGUUCCAUGAUAGAAGAAUACCAAUCCCGAUGUUUGAUCUGUAUGGAGUUGGUCUUCGUGAGGCAUUCUCAACACCCAAUCUCCUCAAGGAACUCAAUUUGAAGAUUGGCAGGUUAUCUACUGGCGACUCGUUGGAUAUGUCCACGCAAGAUGAAUCAUUGAUCAUUGCCAAUGAUGCUACGCUAAAGGACAUGGAGGGUGCUGCUGUGGCGUACGUUGCUGAUCUAAUGAAAGUACCAGUCAUGUUCCUGAAAGCCGUGACCGAUCUGGUUGACGGAGAUAAACCGACUGCAGAGGAGUUCUUGCAGAAUUUGGCAGUUGUGACCUCUGCACUUGAGGAAACUGCCACCAAAGUGAUCAACUUCAUCAAUGCCAAAAACCUCUCAGACCUUUGA
Messenger RNA from Microthlaspi erraticum, 801 nucleotides. Lineage: Eukaryota; Viridiplantae; Streptophyta; Magnoliopsida; Brassicales; Brassicaceae. The record is from the annotation of a GenBank genome assembly.